AUGCGUUGUACGAGGUGGGGACGUCGUGUUCCAGGGUGCGCCGCUCAACCGCACUGCAGUACGUCGGCCGUGGUGUCCCCCUUCCACGCGGGCGAGGCCCAGUUCAAGAUGGCCUCCGCACCCAUGUACAUCGCGGUGAGCCAGGCAGAGGCGAUCGCAGGUGGCAGCAUAGUGUUCGCAAAGAAGGCCGCGCGAAAUGGCUUCGAUAAUCAUCUCGACGUGUACCAAGGAAUGUGGCAUGUCUCCCCGAUGUGCUCGGAGGAUUGCGGCAAUAUUGAGCUCUGGCGUGCGACGGUAGUUCUCAACCGAAUUGUCGACUUCUUCCGGGAGAUCUCGCAGCGCGCCAGUGGGAUGAGCCCGGGGGAGCGUGUCGAGGUUGUGGCGGAUGGCGCGCCCCUCCUGCAUGUGCAUUUUCUGGCGAUCCACCAAUACGAGGGCCUUGGAUCGAGAAGCACCCGCCGAAGCUGCUCGACCUGGUGCUCGACGCGGCGCCCGCCGAGGCUGCUGCGAACGACAACGGCCGCUGGCCUGUGA
Molecule: messenger RNA, 534 nt
Organism: Prorocentrum cordatum
Lineage: Eukaryota; Dinophyceae; Prorocentrales; Prorocentraceae
Source: the annotation of a GenBank genome assembly